Messenger RNA from Ylistrum balloti, 1866 nucleotides. RefSeq names its product protein Spindly-like. The record is from RefSeq and is a predicted model, not a curated record. Lineage: Eukaryota; Metazoa; Mollusca; Bivalvia; Pectinida; Pectinidae. The transcript has 12 exons. Bases 71 to 1825 code for a protein of 584 amino acids.
CUGAUUUCGGGUUCAUCAGUCGAAGCUUCAAUAGCAUUUAUCAAGUUUCCUGGAGCUUUCUUGAUAUCAUAUGAAGAUGGAUGACAUAGCUGAACUAGAGAGCAAACUGCACACAGCUGCAACAAUAGGAAAAUCAUUGCUAGAAGAAAAUUCUUCUCUGAAAGAUGAACGAGAAAAACUGAUUAAAGAGCAUAGUAUAAAAGCAGAGGAAUGGGAACAAGAGAAGUAUUCUCUGAUGAUGAAAGUGGAAAGUAAAGCAGAUACAGAGAAAUGGUAUAAAGGGGAGAUUGCUCAAAUGAAGCGUGAUAUGGCUAGAGACAAUGAAGACCUGUCUACACAAAUUGAAAUGGAAAAACACAAACUGCAACAACAAGUUCGUCUGGUCAGCAAGCUUCAGUCAGAGUUGGAUCAGUCCCAUAGUGUAGAGAACCAACUGAGGGACCAGAUUACCCAGUUAGAAGCCCUAAUGGAGAGGAAUAUGAACCAGACAGCAGACAUUACAUCCCGCAGUUUUGAUUCUGAGGAAAUGGCUGACUUACAGAUGCAAAUUGUGAACCAGUUGGAGGAAAAUAAAAACCUGGAGAAAAAAUAUAUUGAAAGAUGUACAGAGUUACAGCAACAAAAAAGUGAUGUGGAACUGCUGAGUCAGCGCCUCACAAAGAAGGAUGAGGAGAUAGAAGAAGUCCAGUGUCAAGCCUCCUCUUAUGCCUUAUCACUGGACCGAGCUCGGAGUGAGAUUAAUGAACUAAGGGCGGAGAUAGAUGCGAUGAGAGACUCUGAUGCUAGUCAUGGAUUUAAGGGCAAUUCUCUCUUCUCAGAAGUUGAGGACCGCCGUGUUGAUGCUGAGAAGAAACUGAUCUCCCUAAAACAUAAGUGUGAAGCUCAGGAAUUAAUCAACAAAAAACACACAACAGAAAAUCGCAAUCUCAGGAACCAGAUGAUGAUCCUCCUCCACUCAAGUAGAGGGGAAGCAGACAGUGACCGCAUCAGACAGCUGGAGUCUCAGCUCUCCCAGACUCGCUCGAAAGUCACACAACUCAUGGAGGAAAAAUAUGCGCUAGAGAAGAAAACGAAAAAUCAGACGGAAAACCUCUUUGACCAAUUUGCGGCAAUGGAUACAAAGGAAAAUACUGAGAAAGCUGGUGACAAGGCUUUCACUAAUUAUCUCAUUGCCAUGGUAAAAGCCAAGGAUCAAGAAAAUGAAAACUUACAGAGUGAGUUGCGAUGUGCAGACAUACAGCUCUUAGACACAAAGAAUGAGAAAUCAAAGUUGGAAAGAAAAUUACACAAUGCUGAAAGUGACAGAGAAAAAAUUCACAAUAAAUGUCUCCGUAUGCAGCUGAAGUAUGAUGAACUUCAACAGAAGUAUGAUCCAGAAUCUGUGAAAAACAAAGGUGCUUGCAAGAAAAAGUAUAUCACAGAGAAACUACAAGUUGACGUUCUUCCUGAACAGACCAUUAACAUGAGUCGUAGAGAAGUCACUUCUCAACCAAUGCCUGAAAAGUCCGUAUGUGAUACUGGGGUUCCCGAGACAGACGAAAAUAAACCGCCUCCAAAUGGUAGUCAGUCAGACAUCAUGUUAAACAAUGUUCCAAAGAAAGGUGUGAGUUCCAAAGGGAGGUCUGUGUCUAUAGCUGACAGUGUAACGGUGGUAGAUUGUGAGGGGGAAAAGAGAAGUGGCAAGCUCUCUUCAAACUGUGAUCGGGAAAAUAAGGACAAGUUGAUGAAGGAAUCAGCUCCUUCAAAGCCAAAGGGACAGCGAAUGACCAAAGUGAUUAAGCCAUGUGAGGAAACAGAUAAUACUGAAGCAUGUAAAACACAGUGAAGAUCUGUAACUAAAGUGACUGAAGAGAACAGACUGUUGAC